Sinocyclocheilus rhinocerous is the source of this 997-nucleotide messenger RNA. Its product is annotated as E3 ubiquitin/ISG15 ligase TRIM25-like. The transcript is spliced from 4 exons. The record is from RefSeq and is a predicted model, not a curated record. Bases 25 to 942 code for a protein of 305 amino acids. Gene Ontology annotation, molecular function: zinc ion binding. Lineage: Eukaryota; Metazoa; Chordata; Actinopteri; Cypriniformes; Cyprinidae.
CUGUCUCUGUAUUCAUGCAGUAAAAUGGAAGAAGCCAGAUUUUCUCAGGAUGAGUUCCCGUGUCCAGUGUGUCUGGAUCUCCUGAAGGAUCCAGUGACCAUCCAGUGUGGACACAGUUACUGUGAGAACUGUAUUACAGACCGCUGGGAUCAGGAGGAUCAGAUGAGAGUCUACAGCUGCCCUCAGUGCAGACAGACCUUCAGUCCAAGACCUGCUUUAGCUAGAAACACCAUGCUGGUUGAAGUGACAGAGAAACUGAAGAAGAGGAAACGUCCUGCUGACUGUGACGCUGGAGCUGGAGAUGUGCAGUGUGAUGUCUGUACUGGAAGAAAAUACACAGCCGUCAAGUCCUGUCUGGUGUGUCUGAACUCUUACUGUCAGAAUCACCUUGAACAACAUGAGAGUUGGUUUAGAGGAAAGAGACACAAUUUGACUGAAGCCACUGGACAACUGCAGGAGAUGAUCUGCCAGAAACAUGAGAAGCUCCUUGAGGUUUUCUGUCGCACUGACCAGAAAUGUAUAUGUGUGCUGUGUACGAUGGAUGAACAUAAAAACCACGACACUGUAUCAGCUGCAGCACAGACGACAGAGAAACAGAAGCAGCUGAAGGAGACGCAGAAGACGUUCCAGCAGAGAAUCCAGCAGAGAGAGAAAGAUCUUCAGCAGCUGAGAGAGGCUGUGGAGUCUCAUAAGCGCUCUGCACAGACAGCAGUGGAGGACAGUGAGAGGAUCUUUACUGAGCUCAUCCGCCCUAUUGAGAGAAGCUGCUCUGAGCUGAAACGGCUGAUCAGAGAUCAGGAAAAGACUGCAGUGAGUCGAGCUGAAGGACGACUGGAGCGACUGGAGCAGGAGAUCAAUGAUCUGAGGAGGAGAGACGCUGAGCUGGAGCAGCUUUCACACACACAGGAUCACAUCCAGUUCCUGCAGGUAACAGAGAUCUAGAAGAACAGGAUCAUAGUGGACUUGAGCGAGAUCCUGCUGUGACAGAGACUCACAG